Trachemys scripta elegans is the source of this 2302-nucleotide messenger RNA. It is a transcript of the gene SHISA3, whose product is annotated as shisa family member 3. The coding region runs from base 225 to 1049 and encodes 274 amino acids. The record is from RefSeq and is a predicted model, not a curated record. NCBI's taxonomy places the organism in Eukaryota, Metazoa, Chordata, Testudines, Emydidae. The transcript has 2 exons.
GGCGAGCAGGGACCGGGAGCUCAGCGCCCUCCCCUCCGGCGGGCUCUCUCCCAGCAAGGGGGGGCUGCGCUCAGGAGAGCCGCCUCCCCCGGCCCCCCAUGGGCUCGGUGCGCCGGGGGCCGCGAUGAGCCCGGCGGGGAGCGGCGCAGCAGCAGCCCGUGUGCGCGUCCAGCGCUGCCGGCGGGGGCAGCCCCGCUAGCCUCGCCCGCCGGGCGCCGCCUGGGAUGUGGCUGCGAGCAGAAGUCGCUGCCGCGGCCGUGAGGCGGGGAGUCGGGCGCCGAGCCUGGGCUGAGCCGGGAGCGGGUCCCGCUGCCGCAGCCAUGGGGGACCGGGGGCUGCUGCUGCGCUACCUGCUGCUGGGAUUCCUGGGCUGGGGCGCGUCCGCCCAGCCGGCGGGGGGCGAGUAUUGCCACGGUUGGGUGGACGGGAACGGCCGCUACCACGAGGGCUUCCAGUGCCCGGAGGACUUCGACACGCCGGACGCCACCAUCUGCUGUGGCUCCUGCGCCCUGCGCUACUGCUGCGCCGCCGCCGAGGCCCGGCUGGAGCAGGGCGGCUGCACCAACGACCGCGAGCCGCAGAACCCGGGGGUGACAGCCCAGCCGAUCUACGUUCCUUUCCUUAUUGUUGGAUCCAUAUUCAUCGCCUUCAUUAUUGUGGGUUCGUUGGUAGCUGUUUAUUGUUGCACGUGUUUAAGACCUAAACAAACAUCACAGCCGCCAAUACGAUUCUCUCUUCGAAGCUAUCAGAUCGAGACUCUUCCAAUGAUCCUGACCUCCACUAGCCUCCGGACACCGUCCAGACAGUCCAGUACUGCAACCAGUUCAAGUUCUACUGGAGGCUCCAUUCGAAGGUUCUCUUUCGCCAGAGCAGAAUCUGGGUGUUUAGUGGCAUCUCCACCUUCACCUUACACAUCUGGCUGCUUACAAACAGGCCAUUCUAUCCACCUAACUCAACCAGCUGGAUUUUUGGUGUCAUCACCCUAUUUUGGCUAUCCUCUCCAACCAGAACCUUCCCUAGCUGGGAGGAGCUGCCCAGAUUUUAGCUAGGAGUUUUCAAAAGUAAUAUAUCUAUAGGAAGUAUACUGCUGCAGUGUACAUUUCACAUUAAUAUGUUCUGUAAUUAUGGAACUCAAAACCAUGUGAAUGGGGGAGUUGCCCAUUUAAAAGUGCAAGAUGGUGUAGAAACUGGUACAAAUACUUACUUUAGUUGUAAAACAGUUUCCUUGUACUUGGGCCACAACUGCAUAUAAAUUAUGAAACAUUUUAAACAUUUAUUGCUCUCAAAAAGUGACCUUUUGAUCAUUUAUUUUAAUUUGUGCAGAAUUUCUGCAGAGAAAUGUAGAAGACCAAUUUGGGAUAAAAUUAUUAAUAACAUAGCUAGAAGAGUAAUAAAUUACUUUUGAGUUCCAAAUGCUAUUAACUCUGUUAUAACAAACCAGGGACCUGAUUCUGCAACUCUUGAACAAUCAGUGACUAUUCGUCACCAGAAUAGUCCCACUUACUGCAAUGAUACUGCUCAGGUGAGUAAGGGUCGCAGGAUCCUGACCUGGGGCUGAGGGAAGAAAGGUAUAAAAAUGGGGAGUGGGGGAAAUUGUCCAUGAUUAUAGAUACCAGAAUUGGAUUUUUAAGUGCACAUAAUAUACCUGAGAUUAGGGAGCAUAAAUUUUACUUUUGAAAGUAAAGUGUUAGACAGAUAGGGCCAAAUAUUUUAAUACUGUUUAAAUUUAGUUUAAAACAUGUCCAAUCUCCCAGUAGUCCGAUCAUUAUAUAUGGAAAAAGUACAACCUGCACAAUAGAGAUUGUCUAUGUAAAAUCCUAAAAACAUUAUUACUUCAAAGCAUUUUGUUCAGCAACAUGUAUAUAAAUACAAAUUGGACAAAGUGGUCUUCAAGUUCUAUUUGUAAAAUUAGUAAUGUAUAAAAUGUAAAGACAAAUUCAUAAUUUAAAAUGUAUGUACAGCAUUGACAACAUUAAUUAUUUAGUAGUCAUAUUGAAUUGUUUUAUGUCAAACUGGUUGAAAUUUUAAUUUUUGGUUGUAAUUCGCUACAAAAUGCCAUUCAUAAACUUUGAGCCUAUUAAGCAAUGUUCAUUUGGAUACAGUGUCAGUACGUUUGUAUUUUGUUUUCUAUACAUUAAAAGUAGUAGUAAAUUUUGUUCUUUUGCAAACUAUUUUACAUCCAUACAGCUGUGAUGCUGCAGAUUUAAUAUAGUUUAUAACAGUGUUGAAUAUGCAGUUAACUUGUCAGAUUAACAUAACUGAAUUUAAAGUGUAUAGAAAAAUAAAGAAUUAUAUUAAAUUG